Molecule: messenger RNA, 375 nt
Organism: Postia placenta MAD-698-R-SB12
Lineage: Eukaryota; Fungi; Basidiomycota; Agaricomycetes; Polyporales; Adustoporiaceae
Exons: 4
Coding region: 1-375 (124 amino acids)
Source: RefSeq, a predicted model, not a curated record
AUGGUCUUCAUCCGAACCAACGACACUAACCUUCAGUUGUGCACAAUCGGUAGAGCUCUCGCACUUACCGCGUUCGUGGCCAGCCCUUCUGUCUGCGGGCUCAGGCUGCUAACACCCACUGGAGCCUAUCCCGGCGGGGUCGUUGAAGAGAGUUGGGUGUCUGAGCCCUCUGAUCCUGCGACCUUCUCUCUCCUCCUCUCGAAUCUGAACACGCACGAUACAUACGCCCUCGUCGCAUCCGUCAUUACUUCUGCGGGACAUGUGUACUUCACCACCCCCGACGUGCCGUCCUCGCUUGACUACGUGCUAGAAGCGGUGAAUGUCACGAACGACAACGUGGUGUACUCAACAACCGACCCUUUCGUGAUCUCAUGA